Messenger RNA from Priapulus caudatus, 1900 nucleotides. Its product is annotated as DDB1- and CUL4-associated factor 12-like. Bases 14 to 1357 code for a protein of 447 amino acids. Gene Ontology annotation, molecular function: protein binding. The record is from RefSeq and is a predicted model, not a curated record. The transcript is spliced from 9 exons. Lineage: Eukaryota; Metazoa; Priapulida; Priapulimorpha; Priapulimorphida; Priapulidae. Gene Ontology annotation, cellular component: Cul4-RING E3 ubiquitin ligase complex.
ACGAGAGUAAGCAAUGACCAGUGGAGCUACACAGGCUGUAUCCAGCGCGGAUAUUGUGAUGUCAGAGCCACGGCAUCACAGCUGUAUAAAGCACAAUAGCCACUCUUUCACACAACAGAGUGGUGCCACAUACUCUAUUGGUGGAGGUCACUCUUGUGAUUUGUUUCACUUUAAGCUAAAGGAUGUAAACAGCAGAAGUAGUGUGUUUAGGUGUAUCAGAAAUGAACAGAUUGGUCCCUGGAAAUGGAAACCACGGUCCAUUAUCAGUGACUAUGUUGCGCAUCAGAUGCCUAACCUCAUGCAGGAAACAGUGAUUCCCUUAGGUGCUUUAAAUAAAGUCUUCUCUUCGCAUUGGGUGGAUAGCAGAAAUGUGGUCUGUGCAACAAAGUGCAAUCAGUUGUUCGUAGUUGACACGAAGACGUGCCGCAAGACGUUCAUUCCGAUCCUGAAGUGCAGUUCGAUCAACGAGGACCCAGACUCGCCAUGCGGCAUUCACACAAUCGCCGUCAAUCGCUCGCGAACAUUCCUCGCGACGGGUGCUGAGCACACAAACGCGGUGGCAGUCUACCGGCUGCCGACCUUUGACCCUGUCUACGUUGGCGAGUGUGGUCACAAUGACUGGAUAUUUGACAUUGUCUGGUUAGAUGAUGAAUUCUUCAUAUCAGGUGCUCGAGACAGUAAACUUGCAUUGUGGCGUGUGAAAGAUGACGUGCCACAGGCGGUGACCUCACUCGCCUGUCUCGGAAAGUAUCCCAUCGUAAGACCACUGAGUGUUAAGAAGUGCCAAAAAGCAGAAAAAGUGAGAGCUCUGAGCUACAACAAUCAUACACAGGAGCUGGUGGUGCUAUCCCUGAGUGCCUACCUUCACAUAUUCGAUGCCCAGACCAUGAAGCAGAAAUUCUCGCGGAAGUUGCCGUUCUGUCUUGAGAACGUCUGCCUGACGAAUCACGAGGACUACGAGCUCUAUGCCGUCGGCAGCAAGUCCCACGUCACGUUUCUCGACUCGCGCACACUGAAGCCUGUCAACUACAUCGUGUCACCGUACCGGGGCUGCGGUAUUCGCUCAAUAAGCUUUCAAGGUAACAUCUUAACAGUGGGAACGGGCACCGGCUCAAUUUUAUUUUACGACAUCAGACAACGAAAAUUCUUAGAGUGCCACUGUGGUCAGAUGUCCAGUUUGAUGGUUGGCCCAGGCUACUUGCACAGAGACGAAGUCUACCAAGAACUCUUCGCAGGCGAAGUGUACCGUAACGCCAUCUAUACCCACUGUUAUGAUGCAAGUGGCACGAAACUAUUCGCUGCUGGCGGGCCACUGCCAGCAGGACUGUCGGGAAACUAUGCCGGAAUCUGGCAGUAGCAUCAUCCAUAGCGUGUCGGACAAGGCAGAAUUGUGAGGCAACUACAUGAGUGCAACAGACCGGAGAAGUGCAGAGACCAGACGAGUAACAAUAAAUCACACACAAACUUACAGGAAGCCGAUACAGCAAGCUUUGGCUCACAGUCUCUAUCUUGACCUGCUGCUGCUGUUGCUGCUGCGACAAUACACCUGACACACGAGUGUGGAAUGAUCUCAAAGUGGUGACACCAGGUGACACCUCAGUCUUGCGCAGUGUGUCAUACAUAACACUGAGCUCUGCGAUGAGCUGGUUACGGGACGUACAUUCCUGCUUGUUAUGCCGACCCUGACAUGCAGGCACCACACAUGGAGGUUCCACGUGCUGGUGUCAGUGGCAUCUCAAACCUUCCAUAUAGAUGCUAAGGUGCCAGAUCACACUUCACUUCCCUUGAUAGAUGUCCCGAGAAUGGACAGCACUCCGUGAAGCACUCAUACGUUUAUUUGUUUUGUUUAUAUAUAUAUAUGAAAUCAGGAGUAGAUAAUAGGGAAGGAGUGUGACAUCAA